This is a messenger RNA of Cloeon dipterum, 1181 nucleotides long. RefSeq names its product UBX domain-containing protein 7. Gene Ontology annotation, biological process: proteasome-mediated ubiquitin-dependent protein catabolic process. Bases 122 to 949 code for a protein of 275 amino acids. The transcript has 6 exons. The record is from RefSeq and is a predicted model, not a curated record. Gene Ontology annotation, cellular component: nucleus. Gene Ontology annotation, molecular function: ubiquitin binding. NCBI's taxonomy places the organism in Eukaryota, Metazoa, Arthropoda, Insecta, Ephemeroptera, Baetidae.
CAUGUUUUCAUCAGUUCUGCGUUCAUCUUCAUCUGUGUUGUUUUUGGCGUCUGCAUUACUUUGGGCAUGUUUGACAGUUUACAAAACCUAUUCCAUAAGCUGAACCGAUAAGUUAAAAAUAAUGGCAGAUGAUCCAUUGAAAAGAUUUAUAGAAAUCACAGGCGCCUCUGAAGAUGAGGCUGCAAAUUUUCUGGGAUCCAGAACCGACGUAGAGAUCUGCGUGAAUGAUUACUUUGACUUCUUGGCCUCUGCAGGCGCACCACCACCCCCGGCCGAACCAGAGGUGCGAGCGCCAAUAGCCCCGAUUGAAGAUGUCAUGCUUCCGCCAGAUGUAGCAAAUCCACACGCACUUCCAGUUGUAGUCGACAAUUUGAGGGACUUCAGGGUUGAAGCAGAACUACAACAGGCUGCCUUGACUGGAGAAGGGGACACGUCAAGAAGACGGUUUGAAGAUCUCUUCCGGCCACCAGUGGACCUUUUAUUCAAAGGAGGCGAUUUUUUAAACGCCAAGGAAUUUGCUAAAUCGGAGAAAAAAUGGAUAUUGGUUGAUUUGCAGAACAGCAACGUGUUCCUUAGUGUUGUUCUGAACAGAGACUUGUGGCAGAGUCCAUCCCUCACGUCCUAUAUCCAGGAGCACUUUUUGUUGGUUCAAUAUAACGUCACCAGCACUGAGGGCUCCAAAUUCCAAAGAACCUACAAUGUAGACGAAUCUGAUUAUCCUCACGUUCAGGUGAUUGACCCCAGGACGGGAGAAAGUCUGGAAAAGUUAGGUGGAGAAGGUGUCAGUCUAGAUCCAGUCUACGUUACAGCCUUCCUUAAAGCAUUCAUCCAUCUUAAUGGCUCUCCAGAUAAUUUUGACGCUCCCAAAAAUGUCACGCCAAGAGAUGUGAGACGGCUGCUGGAAGAGGAACGAGAACUGCAGGAGGCGAUACAAAGGUCUAUGUCUUGAUUACCUUUAGUUGAGUGAGAUUUCGUGUAUAUAAACUGUUAUUAGAAUUAAUUUCUCUGAUACGUAAAACUAUGACAUCACACUGUUGUGACAAAAAGGUUGGUUAUUGAAAAUCCAAAUUGAUUAGUUUCUCCAUAUAGCACAAAUUAAGAUAUUUAUUAUCAAUGCAUUUUCGAUAAUACAAAUCAACCAUUUACUCUUGAAAUAUAGCCAUACAUUUAAAUUUUCCUAA